AUGGUGUUUUUUGCAUCGAAAUUACGCUUUGUACAGCUCCUUUUCGUCCUAUUCUGGGUCUUUUUCUUCCUCUUCAAGCUACGACCGAGCAUAACCGCCCCCGUCCAGCAGGUCUGGGGCGACCGGCAUGAUCGGGACGACUUCGAUGCCAUCAGAAACGAAACCCUUGGGUUUCAAAAAGUCUUCGCCAUCAACCUUGUCAGCCGGCCCGACAAGCGGGACAACAUCGUCCUAGGCUCAUCCCUCAGCAAUUUCCACGUAGAAUGGAUCAACGGCGUGACUCCAGAUGAAGUAGAUGCUAAAUCCUAUCCAUAUAACUGGAACUAUGACCAUAAAACGACCGAGUACGCGGCCCGACGGGCGCAUGUCAACGGACUCCAACGAAUUGUACAGGAGAGAUUAGGGAGUGCUAUCAUUAUGGAAGACGAUUCAGACUGGGAUGUAUCAAUCAAAGUCCAGCUUCAGAGCUUCGCCCACGCAGUCCGAGCCCUCCAGCUCCAGAAAGCUCCGUCUCAGUCACCAUACGGCGAUGACUGGGAUAUCCUAUGGCUAGGACACUGUGGCAUUUCAUGUAAAACUAAUUUGCCAUUUUACCUUGCCCCAAAUGAUCCAACUAUCCCAAUGCCCCACCACUUUCUUCCCCAGUGGCGCGACCCUCCGGUAUUCGAGGGUUACGAGAGACCUGACCACAGUCGACUUGCGUGCACAGCAAACGAUGCAGUCUGCUCAAUGCUUUAUGCCGUGAGCUAUAAGGGUGCACAGCGGAUUCUCGCGGCCCUUUCGGUUAACCCGUCUGGUCUUGCGGAAGAAAUUGAUAUUGGCGCGCAGUUUGACGUAUCACUUGGGCGUAUGUGCGGUAAUGGUUAUUUGCGGUGUUUUGCACCUUACCCUUCUAUCACGGGCGGCUUCCAUCAGGCAGGUCCAAAAGCAAAGUUUUCUGAUAUCCACAAUGAUGAGAGCGGCGAGGAAGAAGGCUUUUUCAGCUGGGGAGUGAUGUAUAGCACAAUGCUCAAUAUCAACCGUAUCCUGAAGGGAGAACAGACCGUUCAUGCGACAUGGGGCGAUGUGGAUGUGUUGGAUGUCGUUCCUGAAGACAUCACAAUGGAGAAGGGGGCUAUUUAUAUUCCUAAGCACAUAGACUGA
Molecule: messenger RNA, 1143 nt
Organism: Penicillium hordei
Lineage: Eukaryota; Fungi; Ascomycota; Eurotiomycetes; Eurotiales; Aspergillaceae
Exons: 4
Coding region: 1-1143 (380 amino acids)
Source: RefSeq, a predicted model, not a curated record